Theobroma umbraticum is the source of this 879-nucleotide messenger RNA. RefSeq lists its product as uncharacterized. The record is from RefSeq and is a predicted model, not a curated record. Lineage: Eukaryota; Viridiplantae; Streptophyta; Magnoliopsida; Malvales; Malvaceae.
AUGGCUAAUCAACAAGAGGAAGAGACCAAGCCUUUGAGGGAUUAUUUUGGGGGUUUGCCUAAUGAUGAUCCGAAUGCUCAUAUUAUAAAUAUCCUAAAAAUCUGUGAUACUUUCAUCGCUAAUGGUGUUGCUGAUGAUGCCAUAAGAUUGAGGCUUUUCCCUUUUUCAUUGAGAGAUAAAGCAAAAAAUUGGUUAAAUUCGCUUCCUGCUGGUUCCAUUAAUACUUGGGAUAAUUUGGCUAAAAAAUACUUAGCAAAAUUUUUCCCACUUACAAAGUUAGCAAAGAUGCGAAAUGAUAUCGCUUCUUUCAUGCAAUUUGAUUCUGAAUCACUAUAUGAGGCUUGGGAAAGGUAUAAGGAUUUGAUGAGAAGAUGUCCUCACCAUGGAUUACCUAAGUGGCUACAAGUUCAGACUUUUUAUAAUGGUUUGUUGGGACAUUUUAGAACUACCAUUGAUGCUGCCGCUGAAGGUGCACUUAUGAGCAAAUCCAUUGAUGAGGCUUAUGAUUUACUUGAAGAGAUAGCUUUUAAUAAUUAUCAACGGCCAUUUGAAAGAUUGGGUACAAGAAAAAUUGCUGGAAUUCAUGAAUUAGAUGUGAAAAACAAUGUCUCUACACAAUUGGCUUCUCUCGUAAAGAGAAUAGAUAAACUGAGUGUUAAUGAUGUUCAUAACUCCUUUAUGAAAUGUGAAUUUUGUGGGGAAGGACAUUCCAAUGACAAUUGUCCCAUCUAUUCUGAGUCUUGUCAAUUUGUUGGAAAUAGGCAACAGAACAAUCCCUAUUCCAACAUUGAUAAUCCUGGUUGGAGGAAUCAUCCUAAUUUUUCAUGGAAUAACAACCAAGAGUCUUCAUCAGCGACUAAGUCUAACUUUCCUCCUUGA